AUGGCAUAUAGGAGAAGGCAGGUUGUAUCGAGGAGUUCGACCUUCAAAGAAGAGAUUAAUGUUGAUGGGAAUGAAUUAUCAGAUGAUGAUAAUAAGAAUGGUGGUUCAAUUAGCGCUCCUCCAUUUUUGUCCUCUAUUCAUAAUUCCUUAGCUACUCCAUCAUUUAAUAAUUCCCUUGCUGCUCAACCCAUCCCAUCAUUUAAUAAUUCCCUUGCUGCUCAAGCCAUCAAAGCUUCCGCUGCUCGUCGCGACCCCUCUCAUUCACUCGCUCUCACCAAUUCUUCUCUACCUCUUCAACAUGAUAAUCAUAAUAGAUCCAAGAGCUUUGAUUCUUACGGUGAUGCUUCCAAAUCUGGUUUUUGGGACGUCCUCGCACAGAAAGCUAAAGACAUUUUGGACGAUGAUAAUCCAUCCACCCAAGUUCCUGAUCAUGAAAUCCGAAAAUUGAGAUCACAAUCUUUUAAUACCAAAAUCGUUCCUACUACCGGUGGAAGCCAGGAUAUUGGAAAAAUUGGUGAGAGUCACCUUAAAGGAUGUGAAGACGUGAAUCCAUCUAUUCACGAAACACAACUCAAGGCAUCUCGCGACGUGGCAAUGGCGACCGCUGCAAAAGCAAAGUUACUUCUGCGAGAGCUUAAGACGGUGAAAGCAGACUUGGCUUUUGCCAAAGCACGAUGUUCUCAACUAGAGGAAGAAAAUAAACUACUCCGUGACAAGGAAGGUCGCGAGAAGGGACAAAAUCGUGCAGAUGAUGAUCUGAUUCGUCUUCAAUUAGAGACACUUCUUGCUGAGAAGGCUCGAUUGGCUAGUGAGAAUGAAGUGAACUCGCGUGAAAACCGCUUUCUACGAGAAAUUGUGGAAUACCAUCAGUUGACUAUGCAGGAUGUGGUCCAUUUCGACCAAGAUAUGGAAGAUGACCCAGAGCUUUAUGGACCCAUAGACACCACUUACGGACCCCAGAUCUUGUCUCCUCGCUCUCAAUUACCAGGUCGAAGCAUGCAUUCACAACCACCGCCACAACAACAACAAGAAGAUCAAAAUACAUCAUCAUCACAAGAUGAAGAAGCUACCCUUGCUCCUUGUAUUCCACCCUCUGUUUCUGAGGAUCAACAUGCAUAA
Molecule: messenger RNA, 1119 nt
Organism: Vicia faba (fava bean)
Lineage: Eukaryota; Viridiplantae; Streptophyta; Magnoliopsida; Fabales; Fabaceae
Source: the annotation of a GenBank genome assembly